Molecule: messenger RNA, 1157 nt
Organism: Megalobrama amblycephala (Wuchang bream)
Lineage: Eukaryota; Metazoa; Chordata; Actinopteri; Cypriniformes; Xenocyprididae
Product: gastrula zinc finger protein XlCGF49.1-like
Exons: 3
Coding region: 250-969 (239 amino acids)
Source: RefSeq, a predicted model, not a curated record
AGGCAUACUAGAAACUUUCUGCAGGUAUUUUGGAGCUAAACUCUGCAGGACAGCUGCCCUCCAGGACCAGGUUUGAACACCCCUGGUAUAUAUGACAGCAGCAUGUGAACGGGACUUUUAUUUUGGUCUGACGGUGUGAUGUCAUAAAGCUGCGCCGCGCUGCUGCAUCUCUUGUGAUUCGGCUGAAGAAAGGACAAACACAAAAACUUCUGGUGAAGCGACUGAGAUCCAUGUGACACUACUAUAAAGAUGGCGUUUAUUAAAGAGGAGAUUGACGACAUGAAGAUUGAUGAAACAUUCAGAGUGAAACAAAAAGAAACUGAGGAACAAACAGACCUGAUGGCACUGAAAGAGGAGACUGAAGUACUAAAUGAAGUGGAAGAGAAAGAUCAACAUAACAAUCAUCAUGAUUUCAUUACUAGAGAAAAAUCUUUUAGUUGCUCACAGACUGGAGAAACGUCUUCACGAAAAAUGGCUCAAGAGACAGAGACUAGAAGUAAUUUCAUCUUCCAACAAUAUGGAAAGAGUUUCAAUAGAGAAGGAAACUUUAAAGUCCACAAGAGAAUUCACACUGAGAAGCCUUACACCUGCCCUCAGUGUGGAAAGAGUUUCAAACAGAAAGGACACUUUGAAGACCACAUAAGAAUUCACACUGGAGAGAAACCUUACACCUGCCAACAGUGUGGGAAAAGUUUCAACCACAUAGGAAUCCUUAACAGGCACAUGAGAAUUCACACUAGAGAGAAGACUUACACAUGCCUUCAGUGUGGAAGAAGUUUCAUUGAAUAUAGAAACCUUGUAGUCCACAUGAGAAUUCACACUGGAGAGAAGCCCUACACCUGCCAACAGUGUGGAAAGGGUUUCAUUCUUAAAGGAAUCCUUAACAGAUACAUGAAAAUUCACAAUAGACAGAAGCCUUUUCACCUGCCAAAAGUGUGGAAGAAGUUUCAAUCAGAAAGGACACUUUAAAGAACACUUGAGAAUUCACUCUGGAGAGAAGCCAUUUAUAUAUGGUCACUGUGGAAAGACUAUCAGAUAUAUAUAUAAAAAAAAACCUUAAAGUACCACAUGAGUAUUCAUGUAGGAGAGAACUGUUUUAUAUGUCUUUAGUGACUAUGUUUACAUGUGCACCAAUAAAACGGUUAUUUCUCAUCAGA